Malaya genurostris is the source of this 3538-nucleotide messenger RNA. RefSeq names its product pancreatic triacylglycerol lipase-like. Lineage: Eukaryota; Metazoa; Arthropoda; Insecta; Diptera; Culicidae. The transcript has 7 exons. Gene Ontology annotation, molecular function: triacylglycerol lipase activity. The record is from RefSeq and is a predicted model, not a curated record. The coding region runs from base 920 to 2590 and encodes 556 amino acids. Gene Ontology annotation, biological process: lipid metabolic process.
ACUGCUAGUGAGUGAGCACGUGUUGUUUUGCGCGUAGUCGGUUUUGAAUGCGGUUCGAAACGUCGAAGCGCGCGCGGUCAAGCAAACGCUUUAUUCAUAAUCAUUUUCAAACAGGCAAUCAAAAUCCGCACAGUAAAAGGUUGGCCAAUCAAUCGGUUCCAACCAAAACGAAGAUUAUUAGAGCUGAUUAUUGCACACACGAGCCGAGAGCCCAAAAGCCGGUGACGAUACGGAGAUGCCUUCGAUGAUUUUGGUUGUCGAACCGAAUGUCUAGUUUCUGAGGCAAACAUUCAGCCAAAGUGUGCAAUAUGUGACUCGGUUUGCCAAAUGCAUUGUGUAGCCAUUGCUAUUGUAAAAGUUGAAAAAGAUUAUCAAUAAUUUGCUGUCAGAUCAGUGUCGGUUGUAGUUUAUUGUAACCGUUCCACAUACGUCAAACUGUCGUUUCAGUUGAUUAUUGUGUAGGAAAUGUUGUUUACUUAAGCAAACAUCAUUCAUAACGGUUCGCAAAUGCUUGACUGAUGUAGUGAAAGAUAUUAGUUUUCAUUUUGAGGAAUAUAGAAAAAAAAAGUUGACUCAUGUGAGAAAUCGUGCCAUUUCGAGAAGUGCAUUUCAUCUUAGCCCCAGCAGCAGAAGAAGAGUGAACAGAUAAUCCGUGACCUGUCAAUCAGGUAGUGAUCGUAUAGAAAGUGAAUUUUGUGUAGCAGUGCAACCGUACGAUUUCCAUGAUUUGAUAGACAACGGACGACAUCGAAGCAGGCUGACGAGCAACCAGAGUUUGACGACGCAAGGUUUUUGUUUUCAGUCAGCAAGGAAAAUAGACUAAAGAGUGUGCAGUAACGGCAAACGACUGGCCCACUCAGCGGCAGUGCGAAGACGACGUCAGCUUUGAUGCAUUUUUCUGCUAUCAAACGCCACAACGAUGUUGGGCUAUCUCGCUUCAUCAUUGUUAGUUAUAAGCACCAUCUGCUCGAUCGAUUCGAGUAGCGCCGGUCCACUGGAUGCACUGAAUUGGGCCCGGAUGGACAACAUCAAUCUGCCGUGGUUACCAUAUGAAAACAUGACAAGAUGUUACGGCGAGCUCGGCUGUUUGAACAUCACAAAAGAAUGGUAUCAUCUGAUCUUCCGUCCAUUCAACGUGUUUCCACUGCCAAGAAGUGUGAUCAACACCCGCUUCAUCCUGUACACCGAGAAGAACCCCACCGAUGGUCAACUGCUGCAGGCCGAGGUGAAAGACACUAUCAUGAAAAGCAACUUCCGGUCGGAAUGGGAUACGAAGUUCAUCAUUCACGGAUUCAUCGAUACUCCCCUGUCGAAUUGGGUAUCGGAGAUGCGGGAUGAGUUGAUAACCCGCGGAGGUCUGAAUGUGAUUGUGGUUGACUGGGCAGGAGGCUCUCUUCCACUUUACACUCAAGCCACAGCUAAUACGAGACUGGUAGGAUUAGAGAUAGCGUAUCUGAUUAACAAACUAGGGGAAUACAAGGGACUGGAACCAGAAGAUGUUCAUCUGAUAGGGCACUCUUUGGGAGCUCAUACCGCUGGAUAUGCGGCGGAGAGAAUUCCUGGUUUGGGUCGAAUCACAGGGUUAGAUCCUGCCGAACCGUAUUUUCAAGGGAUGGAUCCAAUUGUCAGACUGGAUCCAAGUGAUGCCGCUCUGGUAGAUGUCAUCCAUACGGACGGUCGAAGUGUAUUCCGAUUGGAGAUCCCCGGUUACGGCAUGUCGCACGCAUGUGGUCAUUUGGAUUUCUAUCCCAACAAUGGCAAAGAACAGCCGGGAUGUGCGCUCUCUCAGGAAGGAGCUGCCACGAUACCGCUCACUCUGAUCAAAGAUGGAAUUGAGGAAGCAUCUCGUGUUCUGCUAGCAUGCAAUCAUAUUAGAGCGAUUAAGUUGUUCAUCGAUAGUAUUAAUGGCAAGUGUCCGUAUGUAGCCCAUCGCUGUCCGUCCUAUCAGCACUUCCUUAGUGGAAACUGUUUUAAGUGUACCUCCGGAAAUUGUGCUCUCAUGGGUUAUCACGCCUCGUUACCAAUUACGACCACGAGACAAAACAUUUCCGAAAAUGACAUCGCUGUUGGAUCAUCGAUUCCGGUUGCUCCCCAACCUGGCAAAUACUUCUUGGCGACGGGACGAGACUUUCCUUUCUGUCAGCGUCACUAUCGGUUCACCAUUGAGCUGGCGAAACCAAAAUCGGCGGAAACCUGGGUCCAAGGACACCUGACAGCCGGACUCUUCUCCGAACGGGGUGCUAUCCGCAACAUUGACCUAACACCGAAGGGAACCGCACGGUUUGAGCACGGUACCGUCUACCAGGUGGUUGUCACAAAUCCACACGAUCUCGGCGAUCGAAUCCGGAAGGUGGAACUGGCAUGGGCACACGACAUGAACGUGCUGGAGCCAACGACACUGUGCCUGCUGUGGUGCAACAAUCACCUUUACGUCAAAUCGAUCCAGGUCGAAACCAUGCAGAUGCCAUCAAGGGAGAAACGUAACACGGAGUAUUCCAACAAACUUUGUGCCCCCAAGCGCGAGUUCGCCGAUAUUGCCAGCCGAGGAUCCUACUCGUUCUACGACAACUGCAAACGACAAACUUCCUAGCAGGGGACAAGGAGCAGGAACAGUUUUAGAGCCAAGCGAAUGCAAACCGACAGUCCACUAUUGACACUUUCGUCCGUGGUAGAAAAAAACAAAACGGUGAUCGAUGGCGGAAGGAGAGAGAGAUUAUAUGUGUUGUUUUUCAGCAUCUAGACUAACCGCAAUGUCAUGUAUUAUCAGUGUAGUUAUUAGGUAAAAGUUGACCCCAGUUAUCAAAUCAAUUCGCUAGUGUUAAUUGUAGCAAGAUUUCAGUUGAUCUUAUUUUUUGUUUCGUCUGUUCAAUCAAAAUUUCGUUUAGGAUGCUUGAUAUGUGAUUUUUAUACGUUUACAACUAUUAUUAGUUUGCCUAAUGCGUAACGUUUCCGGAUGAAUGAAUGAGCGAUGUGUGUUUGUGUUAAAAAGUGAAACCGAGUCUUUCCCGAGUCAUUUUAUUCCUUUAAUAGAUGAUAGAAACUUUACCAUACAGAAACCACGUGUUCCCUAUGUGUUACAACUAUACAUUCAAUUGUACAAAUUCAGACCGAGAGAAACGAUGAGUUAUCGAUUACCGCGUGCUUUUAUUAUUUUAUAGUUUAAGAUUAUUUCUGUGAAAUUUAUGACUUCUUUCUCAGAACUUGAAAAUUUUACCUGUUGUUAUGGUUAAAUUUUCAAUCACUAAUUCCAAAAACAAAAGGUUUGUUUCGGGUAGGAUCGAUAAUGAUCAGGCCGCGUAAUGUUUAGAAGACAUAAACUACUCAAAUUUUGACCGUUAAAUUGCAUGUUAGCUGGGCGAAUUUCAUGAAACCUAGGAAUCAUAUUCAACGUCUCAAACUUUUUCUUCAUACAGUUGAUAGCAGAUGCGAAUUUUUCCUGAAUAAGAUUCGAACCCCGUUAUUAUCAAUUUUGAAACAAACUCUUUAUUUUAGUACAUUGUUCUCAAAAGCUGACCAUAACUUUUGUUCUUUAGUUUAC